This is a messenger RNA of Diaporthe batatas, 207 nucleotides long. RefSeq lists its product as uncharacterized. Bases 1 to 207 code for a protein of 68 amino acids. NCBI's taxonomy places the organism in Eukaryota, Fungi, Ascomycota, Sordariomycetes, Diaporthales, Diaporthaceae. The record is from RefSeq and is a predicted model, not a curated record. The transcript is spliced from 4 exons.
AUGGCAGAAUUCGAAGCCCUUGUCAGGUAUUUUAACAUCUGGGCUUCUGCGGCAUCUGCCCACGACAACGAGCGCGCAACGAAACGGCUGCAAACACGGGCCCAGUAUGUCCAACUUCGGGAAACAGACCUCGACAAGAAGAAGCAGUACUACCAGCAGGUGAUGCAAGCCUUCCAGAACGCCAUGCAACUUCUUAAUCAAUCUUGA